UGAUCAAGUUGGUCACACAAACUACUUGUCAAAAUUGAUUUAAAUUGAUAGCAGUGGCGUAGGCUGCAAUCAACAUGAUAUCAGAAUAGUUUCAAAACGUCGUUAUGGAAAUCUUUUAAAGUUCUUGAAGUUUUUCACGAAAAUAAUAAUAUAAUGAAAAGAUGAAAUGGCAGAAAAGAGAUGAGUUGAGAAAGGCAAUAUCGUUGUACUAAACCAAUUAUAGAGUAUAUUCAAAAUCCAGAUGUUUGCUUUGCAACUACGGACAUAACUUUUGACAAAUUUGGUUUAAUACGGGCGUGCUUUUCGUAUCAGUGGAAACUUUCAAGCAAAUAUGAGAAAAGCAAUUGCGCUUUCGAUUACUUUCAAAAGUAUCAACAUGCAAUUCGAUUUAUUGUGAAUGGAGUAUUAUGAAGAAGAUGCAUAUAAUUUUCAAUUGUUGAUAGAUUGAUUUAGACCAAGUGGAAAUUUUGUUUGAAAAAUAAGUGAAACCAACUUAUUUCAAUAAAAGAAAAAAAGAAGUUUAAAAGAACAAUGCGAGAAACAUUGCGUGUUUGUGGGAAAAUAUUAACGACAGAUGACUACCAUUUCUUCGCACUUUCUUGUGAAAAAUGUGAUGCUUCCUUCGGUCAGUGGUCAGGAUUCCUUAAACAUUUGCACAAUAAACAUGAUCUUGAUUUGCCGCUAAUCAACACAUUUAUAAGGGAGGAUGAGCAAAAUCCAGAAUGUAAUGAAAUAGCUACUAAAGCGACUUUAAAACAAGAAAUGGAAAAUGAGCUAAAUAAACAAAUUAAAGUUGAUGCAGCCGAGUAUGAAAGUAAUGGGGAUUUCAGCGACAGUGAACCCGAUGAUAAUGCGAAAAAAGUAGAGUCCAAUGAUGAGGGUCAAGACAAUGAUUGUGCUAGCACUAAAUCGGAUGAGUCUACAGGUGCUUGGAAUAUGCCGGAGGACAACAAACAUUUGCAGGACACAUCGAGUGAAGGGGAACUAUUCCAAGAUUCUAAGAAAAAGCUUAAAGCGUUUAAUUUCAAUAUCCACGAAGCGUAUACUCGUGAUAUAUCGAAUAAAUUUCUUAAAAUAAUAGAAAAAUAUCCAAUAUUAUGGGAUCAACAGCAUUCGAAUUAUUGGUUGCCUGAAAAACGCACUCGUGUACUCUAUUCGAUUAAAGAAUAUAUGGGCAAAGUGGGUUACUCAGUCAGUGAUUAUGGAUUACGCAGUAUAAUUCAACGCAUAUUACGGGAUCAUAAAGCUUAUAAGCAAGAACUUGCUGUUUGCGGGCGCUUAGAUGAACGUAAAACGCUGUUUUUAAAGAAAUGCAAAUUUUUGGAUGGUCCACAGAAUGGUGGGGGUAUUAUAAAUGAAGCAGAAAACGACUCAGAUGAUGAUGACCACCCGCUUCACGAUGACUUAGAUGAUGAUGAAUUUCUUUUGAGCUCCGAUAUCGAUUCAAAUGCUGGAAAUAAUCCCACUGAAAUAAAUGCAUUUUUAAAAGAUUCGCGUGAUGGUAAACGCAUCUGUUUUAAUAUGACUGUAAAUCCACUAAUUGAUGAGUUCGUCAGUUUGCUGCGUGACAAUCCAGUAUUAUGGGAAGUGGGACAAUUUCAAAAUUUAACCGAACGGAAACGUAUUUUAGAAUCAUGGAUACCAAUUUUUCAAGAGCGUCACAAUGUCAUCUUUACUUAUAAGGAUCUUACAUUGAACUUAAAGAUCCUACGCAGAACACUCACAAACAUGGAAGAACGCAAAGUAUUGGCAAAAUCUGCGCAACAUCUCAAAGAUAUCUGCAGCUUCCUGCCUAAAGCCAAACCAAUUACACGCCUCAAAUGUGAAGAAUGUAAUCGUAAUUUUCUCACAGAAUACACCUUGCAAGCUCAUAGAUAUGCCGCACAUAAUAUUGGUACAAAUCCUUUCAAAUGUGAGGUGUGCGGUCGUGAUUUUCAAGCACACAAUCAGUUAGAUACACAUUUGCGUCGAGUACAUCUCAAACAGUUUUCCGUUUAUUGUGAUGUCUGCAAUCGUGGUUUCUUGCAGCACAGUGCAAUGGUGCUACAUCGUCAAACACACACCGGUGAGAAAAUGUUCGUAUGCGAGACAUGUGGUAAAUCGUUUAGACGGAAAAUUAAUAUGCAACAACAUUAUAUGCGUAUACAUUUGCGCCAGCGCAAUUUCAAUUGUGAACUUUGUCCGAAAACAUUCUAUUUAAAAUGCCAUCUACGCGAUCACAUGAAUGCUCAUCUAAAUAUACGCAAUCAUAUUUGCCCCACCUGUGGCAAAGCUUUUCACAGUAGUCAUGCGCUAAUGCGACAUAAGCAAAUACAUUCGGAGGUUAAGCGUUACGCUUGCAAGCUUUGUGAUGCACGUUUCCAUCAGUUUGUGGGUCUGAAUUCACAUAUGAAGAAUAAACAUAAAUUUGUAAAUGACAAGGAUGAGGAAGUGCAAUCACAGCCUGUGGUUCAUAUGACAACGCUGCCCGCCAAUACAACGCCAGACACUUCCAUGCAAAUCAAAGGUGAAAUUGUGCAGUCUUUGGACAGUUGGAAUAUGUAAAUAUAAAAUAAUCGAUUUAAGCUUAUUUUAGUGCUAUCUUGUCGGUUCUUUCACAAUAAUUAGUUUAUAAAUGUAAUUUUUUUUUAAACUAAAUUAUUUUGUGUGCAAAUUAACUGUCUAAUGUAAACAAUCGAGUCGUUGAAAACAUUCAGUGAAUAAUAAACCAAAGUAGUUUUAAAUACGAUUGAGCCAACAUAUUUAUAAAUGUUUUAUACCGUAUAAAAAUAAAUUUACUAUAUUAGUUUUUAAUAACAUAAAUGUUAAUGCGAUAUUAAUUAUUAAUGUGUAACAUGUUUCUCAUAUUAAUUGGAAACGAAAAAAAUUCAGCUUAUUUGCUGGUCCACUAUCGAAAUUAAACUAUCGGGCUGGGAAUGCCUUACACACUACAAUAGAGGUUAACUUAUAAUAUUUGCACAAUUUAAAAAAAAUGAAUACAUUUUAGUUAUUUGCUGUCAAUAAAACCUUAGAGAUGUAACCAUUCUUUUUCACUUCUCACUUUGACCGGUGCGAGGGUUUAAAUAUAAUAUAUAUAUUUUACAUACACAAAAUUAAAAUAAAGCACGUAUACCUAAGCCUUUUAGAAA
This is a messenger RNA of Bactrocera oleae (olive fruit fly), 3128 nucleotides long. RefSeq lists its product as uncharacterized. Gene Ontology annotation, biological process: regulation of transcription by RNA polymerase II. Gene Ontology annotation, cellular component: nucleus. The record is from RefSeq and is a predicted model, not a curated record. Gene Ontology annotation, molecular function: RNA polymerase II transcription regulatory region sequence-specific DNA binding; DNA-binding transcription factor activity, RNA polymerase II-specific. NCBI's taxonomy places the organism in Eukaryota, Metazoa, Arthropoda, Insecta, Diptera, Tephritidae.